AUGUAUCUGAAGACUUGUCAUUCUUGUGCUAUCAGCUUCCAUCACGGUGCUAUAUUUUUUUCUGUUUUAGGUCACUGUUCCUCCGCCACAUGUCAGACAUAUAUAUUCCACUUUAUUAAGGAGGCCAAGACCUGGUCUGAUGCCCAAAACUACUGCAAACAGAACUACACCAACCUGGCCACCAUAAACAACAUGGAGGACAUGAAGCAACUCAACAAGUCUUUUCGCAGAGAUUCUGCUGCUGCUGCUGAUGCCUGGAUCGGGCUGGAGAAGAAAAGAAAUGCAGGUUGUAUAGAAACAAAGGACACGCGAGAAUGGCACUGGUAUAUACUGCUGGGGACUGAAUAUGUUGUAAAUGAGAAAAACUGGAAUAGUGGAGAACGAAAUGAUGCUCCAUGUCCUGAGAACUGUGUAGUGAUGAGGAUGGACGGCAAAUGGCCUUGUAGUGCAAAUUGGAGUGCCAUUUGUUAUGAUGACAGAGUGAUCCUGAUCCGUGAGAACAAGACCUGGGCAGACGCCUUAGAUUACUGCAGAGAGCAUCAUGAUGAUCUGGUCUCCAUCUCUGACCAUCACAUGCAGAAAUGGGCCCAAGAGAGAGUCAAGAUGGCCGACACUCCCUACGUGUGGCUGGGGAUGCGCUACACCUGCACUCUGGGCCUAUGGUUCUGGGUCAGCGGCCAAACGGCCUGCUACCUAAACUGGGCGCCGGGCAAAGGGAUGGGAGACUGUGAGAUGUCUGCCGCCAUGGACAAAAAAGACAUCAAUGAGUUUGAUCCGAGCAAAGCUGUGAUGCUGUGGCACCAGGACUCUGUCAGAGGCAAGCGGCCUAACUUCAUGGAUGGACCUGAUGACUAG
This is a messenger RNA of Myripristis murdjan (pinecone soldierfish), 855 nucleotides long. Its product is annotated as macrophage mannose receptor 1-like. Lineage: Eukaryota; Metazoa; Chordata; Actinopteri; Holocentriformes; Holocentridae. The record is from RefSeq and is a predicted model, not a curated record. The coding region runs from base 1 to 855 and encodes 284 amino acids. The transcript has 3 exons.